UGAAUAAGCCAGCGUCGACCAUCAAAUUUCUCUACACAACCUCAUCACUUAAUAAAGCCUCAUAUAAAAUGGCUAGUUUCUCAUUAGUUUUAGGUGGCAAUAUGGGCAGCCAACGUGAACAACAGUAUAUCUCCUGAUGACUGGAUUCUUUACCAUAGUUUGGGCCUGAUAAAAGCUCAAGCAACAUAGCUGCCACUUGACGCCUUUUCUGCAGUGGUUUGCCUGAAGACACACCAGAAUAAAGUUGCAUACUUAUGGCCUACACAUGAAGAAUAUACACCUACAGCAGCCAGACAUUACUACAAACAGUUACCAUGCAAACUAAUGACUGAAAUCUUUAAUCAUGGCUACAGCUAUCCUAUAGCAGCGACCCUUUCAAUGCAAAAUGACCAAUUGAUUGAUGCAAAACAUGCUGAAGAACCUGGAAGUCAUAUGCCGAUGGUAUUGAAGUUGAGAUGGCGAACUUAUUCCACAAUGGCCAGCAAUUAUGAAGCCCUCUAGAUGCUAAAUCAACCCUUCCAAGGCUGCUGCCCCUGUUCUGGAAAUGCAGACCAAAAUGUUAUCAAACUCCCUCUUUAAUAUAGCCGCCACAAAUGGUGAUGAAAAGUCUCAAAGAAGCAAGGUGAUUCUGUCUUAAGGAAAUACGUCUUGGCUUAGACAAUACAGCUGGCUGCAAACAGUACGGCCUCUUGAAAAUUGAACCUCUGGAUGAAGUCCACGAUCAAGCAAUGAUUCAGCUGAUAGUUUCACAGCCUUAAGAUUGCUAAACACUGAAGAGGUUACGUUCACCAAUGUUGGAUAUGGCAGAAAACCCUUGUCUUCUUCCACAAUUCAUGAAUGAAGAAUUAACAAAUGCUCAGUCAUAAGGAAUUCGAUCUUCUCUUGGUUGUGGAUUUGAAUUUGACUGCAAAUUAGCUCAUGAGGCUUGGCUGUAGCGGCAUCUUUCCAAAUAUUACUGUGCAUGGCUGUAAAAGCAUAAGAUCUAUAUCAAUUUGGAGUGAGUUAGAUCAGGGCAGGUGUUUUUAUUUAUAGAGCUUCAACUUUAACAUCGAAUAUUCUAUUGCGUAGGGCAUGAAAAAUACUUAAAUGCAUGUAAGAAGUAAUCACCUCUAAUGCAAGUAAAGGUGCACAUGCAAGAAGAGAGUAGAAGAGUGAAAUUGAUAAGAUAAAUGCAUGGGAUAAUGUUACAAGUUGGAUAAUUUCGGAAUGACCUGCACAUUGGGCCGUUGUAUCAGUUGGGCCACAAGGAAACCUAUCAUAGCCAAUAUUGUUGGCAAACAAAAUAUUUGUGUGGAUUGGAUUUCCCUUAGAAGGAAAUUGCCCUCAUCAAACAAUUUAGACAACACUCUAACACUGAAGCAUUAUCACAAUAACCCUAAAUGGAACAGCAAGGGGCUGCCAAGGUUUCAACAGAGAAACACAAGGGAGUGGUUUGUCUCAUGGUUUAAUGCUACUCAAGGCUAUUGUUCCAUUUCUACUUAUUGUUGUUUAGAAACUAGUUACUACCCAAUUGAAGAGGAUACAGAAACUUCUUUUCAAAUCAUGGAUGAAAUAAGUGAUGAAGAUGGUUUUAAGGAUCAAUCUAAUCAGGCUAAAAUGCUAAGAGAGAUAGAGGCAUCACUAGGCCGCCCUCUUGAUUCAGAGCCUCAAGUUCCACCUGCCAAACCGCUUUUUAUUGUCAUCAGUGGACCGAGUGGAGUAGGAAAGGAUGCUGUUAUUACGAGACUGCAACAAGUGCGGACAGGAAUUCACUUUGUAGUAACAGCUACAACUCGUGCAAUGCGGCCAGGCGAAAUCAAUGGGAAGGAUUACUACUUUGUUAGUAAAGAUGAAUUUCAAUCAAUGAUUGACAAGAAUGAACUGCUAGAGUAUGCCCUAGUUUAUGGGGAUUAUAAAGGCAUUCCUAAGCAACAGAUACGAGAUUUCAUGUCCAUGGGAAAUGAUAUUGUUCUAAGAGUGGAUGUACAAGGAGCAGCUACAUUGAGAUCAAUUCUUGGUAAUGGUGCUGUGUACAUAUUUCUUGUUGCAGAAAGUGAGGUAUCUCUUGUCAAGAGACUUAUUGACAGGAAGACAGAAACAAUGGAAAAACUUAUAGUACGCAUUUCUACUUCCAGAGAGGAGGUUAACCGUAUGACAGAAUUUGAUUAUGUAGUAGUGAAUGCAGAAGGGCAGCUUGAAAAAACAGUAAAUCUUAUUCUUUCCAUCAUUGAUGCUGAAAAGGCUAAAGUACACCAGAGAAUGGUUGAGAUAUAGUAUUAAUUUGCCUGUCAUUAUCUGUAUAAAGCAGACAAUUUGCAGUUGACAAGGUACUUUAACCAUCAUUCAAUUAAACCUACAGUUUUGAUUCCAUUUGCAUCUUGAAGAUUGAGAUAAUUUGGAAAUAGCAAAAAAUAGAAAAGCCAAUUUGUUAGCAUAAUAGCAUUUACCUUUGGAGUAAAGCGGCAUAUUUUCUAUAAAUCGCUUUCUAUCCGCAUUUUGAAAUAUGUGUGUAAAUUACCUUUUGUUAGAGAGUAAUAUAUUCAAUCAACAUUGCCCAC
Molecule: messenger RNA, 2537 nt
Organism: Cryptomeria japonica (Japanese cedar)
Lineage: Eukaryota; Viridiplantae; Streptophyta; Pinopsida; Cupressales; Cupressaceae
Product: guanylate kinase 2, chloroplastic/mitochondrial
Exons: 8
Coding region: 1207-2253 (348 amino acids)
Biological process (GO): purine nucleotide metabolic process
Cellular component (GO): cytosol
Molecular function (GO): GMP kinase activity
Source: RefSeq, a predicted model, not a curated record